Messenger RNA from Trematosphaeria pertusa, 1146 nucleotides. RefSeq lists its product as uncharacterized. The transcript has 2 exons. Gene Ontology annotation, cellular component: nucleus; CHRAC. Gene Ontology annotation, molecular function: protein heterodimerization activity. The annotation marks the transcript as partial. Lineage: Eukaryota; Fungi; Ascomycota; Dothideomycetes; Pleosporales; Trematosphaeriaceae. The record is from RefSeq and is a predicted model, not a curated record.
GCGUCUAGAACGGCACCAUCGCAAAUCUCGAUUUCCAACGGCGUCGAACGGCUUACGGCUAGUUCCCAAACGGUUCUACAAUCUCUUGUCAGCUAGUAGCUCGCGCAUCCUCAAAAUAUCACACGCAUCUUCCUCGAACUGGUGGAGCGCAGCUUACCUCCAAGAUGCCUUACAACAACACCCCAAUCGCUCCUCCAAAGGAUAUCAGCGGACAGGUAUCGCUUCCGCUCGCCCGCGUGCAAAAGAUCAUAAACGCCGACCCGGAGCGGCUCCACACGUCUAAAAACGCCGCCUUCGCCAUCGCCCUCGCAACCGAAAUGUUCAUCCAGCACCUCGCCACCACAACCCACAAUGUCGUCAAAGCAGAGCGCAAACCGCGCCGCAACCUGCAGUACCGCGACGUCUCGUCCGCCGUCGCGAAGACAGACAACCUCGAGUUCCUCGUAGACGUCGUGCCCAAGACGAUGACGUACAAGGAGUUCAAGAAGCGGCAGGAAGCUACCAAGCAAGAGAAGGCGAAGACGGCGGCGGAACAGGGAAGCAUACAAGCGGCAUUUGCUGGGCCUAGUGGGUCUGGUGUCAAGCCUGUGGUUAAUGGAGCUGAAGCCAGGGCAGAAGAGCAAACCCGCAAUGGGGCCCCCCGCGAGUCUCACGUUUCACAGGAGGACAAAACCCAGGAGGAUGUGGAGGCUAUGGACGUGGACGAUUCGAAAGAGGAAGCACGGCAUGACCAGAGGGAGAGGGAAGAGAGCGAGCCUGAAGAGGACGGCGCGGCGAUGCAGAUCGAGAUGGAGAUGCGGGGGCCGAGAACAAAUGGCAGUCCGGAGGUGAGGCGGCCGAGUGGUUUCACGGCGAUCAACGGUACUAGAUGAGGAGCUUUGCCUAGGCGGGCUUUGGAGCAUCCAUGCAUGGCUUUUGGCGUUCAAGGAAUAUCACGGGCAUGGAAGGGAUGGGAUACUGCUCUCUUAUGGUUUACUGUGGUCUGAACACGGGACCAUUCAUCAUGAUGAUUGGAAGAUGUCAUGGACCCGAGCUGAAGUUUCUUUCUGACAUUUCUGCGCGGAUCUCAGCCAUGGAUUGGGUAUACCGUACGAGCUCUCCUCUCCAGCGAGGAUGAGCCCACCAAAAUAAUCCACAAAAUCAAAG